CACAAGCAACGCACGGUGGCGCCGCGUCGCGUCAGUUGGUAGUAAACUCUCGAGUGCACCUGUGUUCUCUAUACAUUGUUGUGAAUUUUUAGUUUUUAUUAUUCGAUUUUCGCAAUUUUCCUCUUAAUUGAACAAUAAUGGUUAAAGUGUCAAUUAUUUAAGUUUGCUAAGGUUUUUGAAGUGUGUACAACAAAGAUGUGAAAGUGGUUUUGAAGUGCAUUAUUUAUUGUUAAGUGAACAAGUGAAUUUACAAAAGGAAUUUAUGGACAAUAUUUCAUUGGAUGUUUCCAAGAGUGAUGGAGUGAGCGGUACGUGUGUGGUUGCGCGGGCGCAUGGGUCUGGCCGCGGCGCUGCUGGAGGCAGCGGCGCGCGGCGAGGCGGCGCGGCUCGCGAGCUUGUUACGCGCGGACCCGCAGCAUGUCGACGUCACUGAUGAGAACGGCUGCAGCGCAUUGCAGCGUGCUGCAGCUGACGGCCACGUCGACGCAGUGCAGCUGCUUUUGCAGCAUGCCGCUGACCCCAACAAACAAGACCAUGUGCAUGGCAACACGGCAGCGCACGAAGCAGCAUGGAAGGGCUACUCCCGCUGCGUGGCGUUGCUGGCAGCGGGCGGCGCCGACCUGCGCCUACGCAACGCCGGUGGGUUUGUGCCGCUGCACCUCGCCUGCCAGAAUGGACACAACCAGUCCUGCCGGGAAAUACUGCUCGCUGGAGCGCCACCGGAUUUGCAAAACAAUUAUGGCGACACGUCUCUUCACACAGCAGCUCGGUAUGGCCACGCAGGCGUCACCCGCAUCCUCAUAUCGGCGCAAUGCCGCGUCUCCGAACAGAACAAGAAUGGCGACACGGCGUUGCACAUCGCCGCAGCCAUGGGUAGACGCAAACUCACACGCAUCCUUCUAGAAGCUGGUUGCGAUAAGGCCCUACGCAACCAGCAAGGCGAAACAGCUAGAGACAUCGCGACCAGAAAAGGCUUGGAAGAAAUAAUUAACAUUCUGAACACCCCAGUCGCAAAACAGUCUAAAAAGAAAGACAAACGAGACAAGAGCAAAGAAAGAACUGUAGACGAACCUGAUACUGCCAAAAAGAAGGAAAAAGGAAAGGAAAAAAAGAAGAAAAAUGUUCACUUUGAACAACAGCCACCUGCAGUGCAAUGGUCUCCCUAUGGAUGCCAUUAUUAUCCAGACCCAAAAUUUUUCCCAAAACCAAAGUUAAGCUCGCUUCCCACCGAACCAUUAAAGAAAGGCGAGCAAUACUAUUUAGAUUUGGCUGGAAACAUCAAAAAAGGUCCUAUAGGCGCAGGUUAUACUUGUUACUGCGCACCAUUCUUCAAACAUAUGGAAGACAAGCUAAACGAAGACAAAAAGGAUCUAAAGAGGCACAUCGACAAAGCUCACGAUAAGUUAGACCAAAAAGUGACAGAUUUGGAAAUGAAGACUCAAGGACAGAUAUCGGAAUUAACAAGAUUUGUAGCAGCGGAGAGAGCCAUGUGUAAAGAAAGGCACAAACACUUGGAACAAUGGUUAACUCGGGGCAUGAUGUUCCGGGCAUCCGAAAGAGUGAGAAAAUUGAACUUCAGCCCAAAAGGUUCCCUAGACAUCCCACCCUUAAAACGAACAAGAAGUUUAGAAAUAUUGGACGCUCAUACUGAGGAAUGGAACAGAGUGAAUAGAUUGAUUAAGAAUUUCAAUCGAAACUCUGAACAUUACGAGACUCAUACCAAAGACUUGAACGAUAAUAAUGCCACUUCGAAGAGCACUGAAGUGUUAGAUAGCAGAUCACCACCAACGCAAAGACGAAAUUAUUUGCUAACAAGCUCCAGAAGCAGUGAUCAGCUUGACGCGGGUCCAAGUAGAAUGUCGCGAUCACCUCAUAGAACAUCAGCAAGCCCCGCUGAUCAUGGUUGUUCUCAAAACGUCACAGCAGAAAUUCAUGUUAAAUCUAAUACAAUUUCUGUAUCCCAAUCACCACCAGCAAUGGAAGUUCAGGGAUACAACGAAAGAUUUGCUUCGCCUAGUCGACAGUCUAAUGCUAAGUCACCUAGCGGUAGUAACAGGCAGUCUAAAGCCAGCGAUUCAGAAGGUGAUCAUAUUCUUAGAUCCAACCAGAAUAUACCAAAUUGGAAAAGCCAGGUCCUGCAGAGAACAGCUGAUGAUAUCAGAAAAAGAGUUCAACUCGAAAAAGAAAUGUCUAAUAUUAUAUCAAGAACUAACCAAAAGUCCAUGGAUAUUUCCCAAGACGGUUACGUAAAGCUGCCUAAACAGGGGAAUUACCAGUUAAGAAAUGAACGUAACGUAGAAAGUCCUCCUCGAAGAUCUGUACAGGAAUUGGUUGCUCAAGUUGAGCAUCAACAAAGGUGUCAGUCUCCUGAGCCAAUGCCUCUACCUCGUAAAGUUCCACCCACCGAUAUUCAAGAAUUCCCUAAACCUCCCCCUUUAGUUCAACCAGUCCAACCGAGUCCAGGAAUAUUAAAAAUGCCUCAACAGCCACAAAGACCGGCUCCUAUACUAAAAGACAAACCUCCAAAAAGUAAGCGGUUCAGUCUGCACAACUUAAUUCCGUUCCCAACGAGAAAAACUUUUCAAACCCCACCAAAAGACAACGGUAACAAUUCUGAAAGCAGUGAUGAAGAAGACAAUCCUAUCAGAAGUACAAACCAACCCGGACCAAUGAGAAACACGAACCUCCUUCAGACUCUACCAAUGCCCAAUUUUGAAACAGUCUCGACAAAAUCUCAAUCCCCCGCUCCUCAGAUGCCUAACCAGAACCAUUCCCAUGAUUUACGAUCGAUGAUUCCGAAAGACGCAUACUUUCACGAGAUUCCAAAUAGGCAGGUCCACCAUCAAAUGCCGUACACAGAAAUGAUUGACAACGGUUUGCCGUUACCUCAAUACUGCCAAAACCAGUACGAUUAUAACGAACCAGGUUUACCUCAGAACCAGAUACAAGGUCGGAAUCGAAAUCCUCUGUACCACCUUCAAACCGGAGUUUUUGAUGCGAUGAUGCAAGAUCACAUAAUGAGGGAAAUGGAGCGAAUACCUCAUUGCUAUAGUGAGCACUUGGAUCCGAACACGGAAAUAGAGAUUGCGAAUCAAAACGAUCACUUUCGCGGUAGUUACUACGAUAACCGUGCACCAAUGUACCCUAACUUUAAGCCAAAUUCACAUGGAGUGAGGAAACCUUUACCGGCUGAUCACAACUUGCUUCACAGCCGGUUGCAGUCUUUGGCCAUCAACACUCAUUUGACCGAAACUCAAAGUCAAACGGACAGAGAGUCUCAUAAUGAUUCAGGAUAUAGUACGAAAGUGUACGGAAGUUCUCAAGGGCCAUCACCAAGUCUUUCUGGUAAUGUUGACGACAAUCUUUCCGGGCAGAGAAUGAAUGUUAUGCCAAACGGGAAACCUUUGAAUGGCCAGAUUGGUGCUUCAAGUUUAGUUUGAGUCUGCGUUAAAAGCUUUGUAAUUCUUAAAGUGGAUUCACAAUGCACAAGUUCUGGCAAUAUAUUGCUGCAAUUUAUCGCGUUGCGCGAUAUGACCUUGAGCUGACCAAUCAGGACCUGUCGUCGCAGCUCAGCCAGGAUUUAUGCAUUGUAAAUCUAUUUUUUGAACGGAAUAAAUAUAUUAUGCGAGCGACAUUGUAAAUUCUAUGUAUGUUAUUAUUAUUAAUAUAAAGAUCGGACACUGACAAAAAAUUCCUUCGAUCCGGUUAGAUUCGAACCAACGUCUUCCAGCAAACCGUGCCAGACACUAUGCCAACUAAGCCACGAAGUAGUAGACAUGUGUCGAUCGUGAUCGAUCGAAUCAAAAUGAUUUGAACAGCACCUGUGACCCGAUAACCCGGGUUACUAGCUUCUAAAUAACCCGAUCAUUUUAUCGUUUCAUGGGUCGUGCGCGCAAUAUUCGACUUUAUCGCUAUAAUUUUAGAGAUUAUUCAACAAUUCACAAUAUUAUUGUUGUCUCGUUCAUUCUCACGUGAACGGCGACACGGUUCGCCUUCUCACUCUUGGUUUGGGUCGAACAUUUGUUCGAUAGAGCAUUCGUUCGAUAGAACCUUCGUUCGAUCGAACCAAGUCAAGCAACCGAUCAACGAGUCAACGGGUCAAUGGGUUAACGGAUCAAUGAAUCUAUCAAUCAUUCAUCCUAAUUGCUCCGUGGCGUAGUGUACAUUACAUGGCAAUUUUGUAAGUUUAAUCUGUUUUUCGGUAUGUUGUAUUUAUUUAUGAGUGCACUAGCUAAUAUUAAAAUAUUAAUGAAUAAUAAAUUAGUAAUUUUUAACGCUAUUAAAUUU
Hyposmocoma kahamanoa is the source of this 4287-nucleotide messenger RNA. It is a transcript of the gene dgo, whose product is annotated as ankyrin repeat domain-containing protein 6. The transcript has 5 exons. The coding region runs from base 333 to 3440 and encodes 1035 amino acids. NCBI's taxonomy places the organism in Eukaryota, Metazoa, Arthropoda, Insecta, Lepidoptera, Cosmopterigidae. Gene Ontology annotation, molecular function: protein binding. The record is from RefSeq and is a predicted model, not a curated record.